AUUCUGAACCCGCUUUACGUCCUCCACUUCCCUUUCUCAACCUCAGCGCCAAACAAAUCCGAAGUCGUGUUUAUUGCAUUCAUUAAUUUCAUCAUGCGCGCGCGCGCCUCAUUGCUAACCCUAGAGGUCACAGUUUUAUCCGCUGACAACCUCCGUGUCGAUCGGACUCCGUUGAUCAACAAUGUUUACGUCGAUGGAAGUGGUGAAGAACGUUGGCGUGGCGAGGAUUGCAGCGUCAGAUUUUCUUGGGGGCGGGGGGGGGGAUGGCGGAGGGCUGUUGUACGGUUUUGAGUUACGGGUUGGUAGAUGGGGAUGGUGGGCCUAACGAGGUGAUAAAUUUUGCGGAAAAAGAUUCUUAUGGGUUGUUCAUCUGCUUCAACAACAAAACCAGUUGCGGUGAUGACAAAGAAGAAGGUGAGUUAUUGUGGGUUUCACUCGUUUUAAGUAUAAUUUAAUAAUAAAAAAAGCUAAAAGAAAUGGGAAGAACCCAAUAUCAAGAUGCAACUGCCAUCCCAACUCCAUUCACACAUUGGAUGCUCAUAUUUGGAUUCUAAUAAUAUUCAUAAAUUUCCCCGCAACCUGGCUUGACUCUACUGCUAGUAUGUUAUUGUUUCCCCUUGUUGACAUCGUCAAAACAGCCGAAACAGGAAAUAAAAAAACUCUGAUUCCCUGUUUGAUAGAACCUUCGGCUCGCGUCCAAACCUUAAAAACCCCGGAUGCCGGCCAAGUUAUAACUUGAAGAAAUCUCAGGAACUGUAACCCAUUCAUCACCAUUGCGCAUAAUAUUUAUUUAUGCAUAGCCCUCUUUAUUUGAGUAGCCUGGGGCUGCAGAACUUGUCUUUUCAUAAGCAAUGGCAGUAACAACAAAGAGUGGGGUUUCCAGGUAUGCGGUCGUGAGCGGAGGGAACAAGGGAAUAGGAUUCGCUAUAUGCAAGCAAUUGGCUUCUGAAGGGAUCACGGUGGUGCUGACAGCCAGAGAUGAGAAGAGGGGUCUUGAUGCUGUUGACAGGCUCAGAGAGCUUGGCCUUUCCGAUCAUGUCAUCUUUCAUCAGCUCGAUGUCACCGAUCCUGCUAGCAUAGCAUCCCUCGCUCAUUUCCUUAACACCCACUUUGGAAAACUCGAUAUCUUGGUAAAUAAUGCAGCCAUACCUGGUGCGAUUGUUGAUGGUGAUGCUUUGGCCAAUUCUGGAAUUGAGAAGGGUCUUCAACCGAAUUGGACUAAAAUCGCUGCAGAGAACUAUGAGUUAGCCGAAGAAGCAGUGAGAACAAACUACCACGGAGCAAAAGAAAUGUGCAAAUCACUCAUACCGCUUCUUCAAUUUUCAAAUUCUCCAACAAUUGUGAUGCUUGCCUCCAUGAUGGGAACGUUAGAAUUUCUACCAAAGGGAAGGUUGAAAAAUGUACUGAGCGAUGUUGAAAGCCUGACAGAGGAGAAGAUUGAGGGCAUAUUGAAGCAGUUCCUGGAAGAGUUUAAAGAGGGUGAUUCAUUAGAAGCAAAAGGGUGGCCUGCAUUUAUGGCUGCAUAUCAUGUUUCAAAAGCUGCUUUGAAUGGGUACACAAGAAUUCUGGCGAGGACAUACCCGUCUUGGGGCAUUAAUGCUGUUUGCCCUGGCUACGUAAGGACAGAUAUGACCAAAAGUUGUGGAGUGCUAUCUCCUGAUGAAGGUGCUGAAGUUGUUGUGAGGUUGGCCUUGCUGCCCAACGCUGCUCCUUCUGGGCUCUUUUUCUAUAGAAGUGAAGAGAAGCCAUUUUGAUCAAACACUGUCAUUUUCUAUUAAUCUUUCUUUACUCAUUGCCACAUGCUCAAAACCCAAUAUUUUCAUGUAAUAACCCGUCUUGGUCAUUGUUUUAACUUGGUUUUCCGCAUCUGAUA
This is a messenger RNA of Neltuma alba, 1873 nucleotides long. RefSeq names its product (+)-neomenthol dehydrogenase-like. The record is from RefSeq and is a predicted model, not a curated record. The transcript is spliced from 5 exons. NCBI's taxonomy places the organism in Eukaryota, Viridiplantae, Streptophyta, Magnoliopsida, Fabales, Fabaceae. Gene Ontology annotation, molecular function: oxidoreductase activity, acting on the CH-OH group of donors, NAD or NADP as acceptor. Gene Ontology annotation, cellular component: membrane. The coding region runs from base 852 to 1754 and encodes 300 amino acids.